Molecule: messenger RNA, 1737 nt
Organism: Pseudovirgaria hyperparasitica
Lineage: Eukaryota; Fungi; Ascomycota; Dothideomycetes; Acrospermales; Acrospermaceae
Product: ENTH-domain-containing protein
Exons: 4
Coding region: 1-1737 (578 amino acids)
Biological process (GO): endocytosis; actin filament organization
Cellular component (GO): clathrin vesicle coat; plasma membrane; endosome
Molecular function (GO): phospholipid binding; clathrin binding
Source: RefSeq, a predicted model, not a curated record
AUGUCUGGCGCUUUGAGAAGCAUAAAGAAUGUCACGAAAGGAUACUCCUCAGUAGAAGUAAAGGUUCGCAAUGCUACAAGCAACGAUCCGUGGGGCCCUCCGGGUUCUGACAUGGCCGAAAUUGCCUCGAUGACCUUCAAUAGCAACACCGAUUUCUACCAAAUCAUGGACAUGCUAGACAAAAGAUUGAACGACAAGGGCAAGAACUGGCGACAUGUGCUCAAAUCCCUCAAGGUACUCGACUAUUGUCUACACGAGGGCUCCGAGCUCGUGGUGACCUGGGCUCGCAAAAACAUAUAUAUAAUCAAAACGCUGCGUGAGUUCAUCUACAUCGAUGAAGAGGGUCGCGACGUCGGUGCCAAUGUCAGACACUCGGCGAAAGAGCUCACAUCACUUAUCCUCGAUGAAGAACGAUUGCGCACGGAAAGAGCGGACCGAAAGACUUGGAAGUCGCGGGUGACCGGAUUGGAUGAGUAUGGCCCUCCUGGAAGUCAUCAUCACGAGCCGCCGAAGCGACGCGAGAGGCCCAGACGGACUGACGAAGAGGAUCUCGAGUACAAGCUCGCUAUAGAAGCCAGUAAGAACGAGGCAGAGGAAGACCGGAAAAGGCGUGAAAGAAACGCUGGCGCGGCCGAUGACGACGACGAUCUUGCAAAAGCAAUCAAACUCAGUAAAGAAGAGGAAGAGCUUCGGCGACGAGAGCUGGAGGAGUCGAACGCAAACUCACUCUUUGAUGAUACCCCGAGUCAACCUGCUGCGUCGCAACCUACCGGGUUUAAUCAGGGGUACCAGCAGCAGGGAGCCGUAGAUUGGUAUGGAAAUCCAGUAGAUCAGCAGCAGUCACAGAACACUGGAUUUCUUAACAACGCCUAUUCCCAGCCGACCGGAAUGCAAGGCCAACAAACAGGCUUUCAGAACGGUUUUGGUUAUGGGUACCAGCAGUCGCAACAACCCCAACAGACAGGCUUUGACCAGUUUGCUCAGCAGAACUUCAUGCAGCCUCAACAGACAUCCUUCAACAUGAAUAAUCCGUACGGACAACAGAUGAAUGGGGGUGGUUUUGGCCAACAAGGUUCUUUCGGACAGCAACAGCAACAGGAACAACCACAACAGCCACAAGAGCAGCAAAGCACGCUGCAAGCUGGCAGCCAUAACCCCUGGUCAUCAAACCAGCAACAGCAAGAUUCCAUGAAGCCGCAGCCCACCGGAUCCAAUAAUCCAUUCGCACCAUCGUUCGGUAAGCCGCAGCAACAGCAGCAACAGCACAUUCCGACACUGGGUUCCCUCCAGGAGAUCCAAGAGCAAAAGACACAAACACAAUUCAACAAUCAAAACUUCAAUCCACCCCUGUCUUUUGGCACACCACAGCAAGCACAGCCACAGAAACAAGCUCAACCUCAAGACCCGCAUCACGCUCAACUCAACGCACUGCUGGCGUCGGGUGACGGCCAGGACACGUUCGGCAAUACAGGAAACCUUCGUAUUCCCGCACAACACACGGCACCGGGCACGUUUGUCAAUUCGGCUGGAGCUGGCCUGAACCGCUUGAACGCGAACCAGACGGGCAACAAUCCGUUCCUCAACUCGCAGUUCACAGGCAUGCCCCAACAAACGGGUUUCACGCAAAAUAGGCUGAUGCCGGCGCAGACCGGGCCGGCUGGUGGUUUUGGUGGGAACAAUCCGUUUGGGAGGCAGCAGGGUCAGCAGCAGCAAGGCGGGAGCUUGAUAGAUCUUUGA